AUGUAUUUCUGUGAUGCUCCACCGUCUGAUUCGGGCUCCGCCGCCAUGACCUUUCUAACGGAGAACGGUUCGAGUUUGUGGGAGCGCAACGCGGGGCUGUGCGGGUACCGGGGCCUGCGCUACCCAGAGCAGCAUCCCCUUCCCCGGGAGAGGUGGACUUCGUACCAGGCGGGGAGUUCCAUCACCUCGCAGCCGCCACCUUGCGUCCACUUGCCGGGAGAUUUGUACCGCCAGCGUGCAGGCCUCUUCCCGGAGUCCAUGACCCCGGCUGAUCCGAUGUGUUUUACGCACGGAGGAACCGGCGUCGGCGGCUUGCAUGUGGUACCGGGUCUGCAUCUCGACUCCUGUGAGGUACCGGUACCGGAGAGAAGCGCGAUGCACGACCCGGGCUCUCGUCUCCUCAUCCCCCGGGAAGAAGGCGAGGCAGCGCCGGGCAGACAGCGAGAAAAGCGGCGGAGUGCAGCCGAGUGGACGAAGGGGGACAGCGGGGAGAGCAGCCGGGUCAGGCCGGGGUGCGAGUACACAGAGGCCGGGAAUGAGGACCAGGGGGAGGCUAGUUCAUGCAGCAGAACCACGGGAGGGUUCGGUUGCGGCCCGAGAAGACGCAAGAAACGUCGCCCUCACUCCAAGCAGCAGAUCCGAGAGUUGGAGAACGAAUUCCGGCUCAACGUUUACGUCAACAAGCAGAGACGCAUGCAGCUGUCUCGUCUCCUGCACCUCACUGACCGGAAGCAGCAGAGCAGCCUGACCUCGUGCAUCAUCUUGUUAUACUGCUGA
Messenger RNA from Entelurus aequoreus (snake pipefish), 777 nucleotides. Its product is annotated as homeobox protein Hox-D11b-like. Gene Ontology annotation, cellular component: nucleus. The coding region runs from base 1 to 777 and encodes 258 amino acids. Lineage: Eukaryota; Metazoa; Chordata; Actinopteri; Syngnathiformes; Syngnathidae. Gene Ontology annotation, biological process: anatomical structure development; regulation of transcription by RNA polymerase II. Gene Ontology annotation, molecular function: RNA polymerase II cis-regulatory region sequence-specific DNA binding; DNA-binding transcription factor activity, RNA polymerase II-specific. The transcript has 3 exons. The record is from RefSeq and is a predicted model, not a curated record.